GGAACAUGAACACCACCGGCGACGUCGCCAAGGCCAAGCCGCCGAUUCGCUUGCGCACCUUGUCUGCACCAAAGCCCACACCGGCGAACCAUGCAGUCCUUGCAGAGCGACUUCGCAGCGCUGCGUCCCAAGCGGCUUUGGCUGCGCCGCGAGGCAAAAGAGGCAUGACGACAAGCAAGGCCAGCGCCAAGCUACCAUUGCAGCCUUCGCCCAUGGCCAAGGCCAAGCGAGCUUCACGAGCCGAGCUUGCCGAGCUACCCAGUGACGUUUCGUCCGAAGCAUCGGCUUCGUCGACCACGUCGGGCGACAGCGACGAUGCCGACUACAGCGAGGACGACGAGACGGCGACGUUAGAUUCCGCUCCACAGGUGGCAACAAGGAACCACAGCGCCGUGUGCGCGUACGAGAAGCAGCGACUUCUCAAGAUGCAGCAAAACGCCGCCUACCUCGCGACGCUCGGUCUCGCCUCGACCAAGACGAGCCUUCGCGACGCCGCCAAGGUGGUGCCAGCCAAGCCGGCGCGCAAGCGACCGCCAACGGCUCCCGCGCUACCAACGCGAACGUACGCACUGCGCCGUCGCACGCUGCCGGGGGCGUCGUCCGUCAAUGAGCCGUCGCCGUCGCCGCCGCCGUCGCCACAGGCCACGUACGAAGACUCGAGCGUGCACAAGUACAUGUGUUCGCUAGCACCGAACGCGGCACGGCAAGGUGACGCGUCGGCAUCAUCGACCGCGACCCUGGUCUUUCAGACAGUGGCGGCGCACGACCGCAUGGACGCACAUCUCAAGAAGAUUUACUCAAUGGACAUGAGCACACCGGGCCUUCUCGCAACCGGUGGGCACCUCGGCUUCGUGUCUGUCUACGGUGCCGACGUCGUCGCGUCCGGUGCCGCGCCGUUGCAGUCGUUCCGCGCCCACGGUGGGUGGGUGUCGAGCGUUCGGCUCUUCGCGACGGCGUCGGCCUCGCUAUUGGUGACCGCGUCCAAUGACUCGUACGUCAAAGUCUGGGACCUCCACCAAACGAAUAGCAACGACGGGUGCCCCAAGGAGGUCACUGCCACCAACGAGUUGCACCGAAGCGGCAUCUUCAGCCUCGACCUAUCGCACGAUAGCCAAGUCGACGCACGACUCGUCACGAGUUCCAAAGACCAAUCAGUCGUGUUGAGUCGGUUGACGCCUGCGGGCAUCGUUCAAACGGAAGCCACGUAUCAAGACCAUGCAGGGGUCGUCAAAUGCGUCCGGCUUGCCCGUCACGACCGGAAUGUCUUUGCAUCUUGUGGCAACGACCGCGCCGUGUACAUUCGCGAUACGCGGUCGCCUGCAGCUGCGCCGCUCGCUCUCGCCGAGCUCCACACGCAGGCCGUCAACUGUGUUCGGUGGCACCCACAGCGAGAAACGCAGCUCCUCACCUCGGGCUUUGACGGACAACUCUUCCUCGUCGACACGCGGCAGCCCAAGGCGCCCGUGCAGACGUUUGCCGUGCCGACGACCACGCGCCUCUUCAACCCCGAAUUUGUCGCGGGCGGCUACAUUGCUGUGUGCUUGGAGAAGACUCUGACAUUGUACUGCACGCAGUCGGGCGCCGUCUUUAGUCGUGGCAGCAUGGAGUACGACGGCGACUCGAUCCUUGUAACACCGUCGCAGUCGAUUCUCGUGGCCCACAAGCACAUUGUGUCCCUGUACGCGUCCGAUUGACUAAACCUCGACUAAACCCAGCAAUGCGACCAACUGCGCGUAUGUGCUUCGCUACAUGCCGUCGAUUCAUCGAUCCAUCGACCGUGUCCAGUACGCAGUGUCGUCGAGGUGGUGGUUGAAAUGGGUUAUCUAUUCCGAUGGAAAAAUGCUAAAUAAAAAUGUCGGACUUUC
Molecule: messenger RNA, 1865 nt
Organism: Saprolegnia diclina VS20
Lineage: Eukaryota; Oomycota; Saprolegniomycetes; Saprolegniales; Saprolegniaceae
Exons: 4
Coding region: 6-1694 (562 amino acids)
Biological process (GO): regulation of gene expression
Cellular component (GO): nucleus
Molecular function (GO): histone binding
Source: RefSeq, a predicted model, not a curated record